AUGAAGGCCAUAGUCAUUGACAAAUUCGGAGGACCAGAAACGCUCAUCAUCAAAGAUGUACCAGCACCUGAGCCAAAGAUGGGCGAAGUUGUGAUUCAGGUUAAAGCCUUCGGCAUCAACCACGCCGAGAUGCACAUGCGCAAGGGCGAAUGGGCCGAGUGGAUGCCUAUCAGCGGCAUCGAAUGUGUUGGCAUUGUAGCCAACUGUCCAGGCAACGAGUUCGAAAAGGGCACUCCGGUCGCCAGUCUCAUGGGUGGUCUUGGACGUACCGUUGACGGCAGCUAUGCCGAGUAUACACGGGCCAAGGUCUCGAAUGUUGUUCCUCUCGGACCGGGCGCGGCGGGCUUACCCUGGGACCAGCUUGCUGCCAUCCCCGAAUCAUAUGCCACGGCCUGGACAUGCCUCUUUCGAAACCUGGAGGUUUCAAAGGGCCAGCGGCUGCUGGUUCGUGGUGGUACCUCUUCCUUUGGUAGGGCCGCUAUCAAUCUCGCAAUUGAAGCUGGUGUUCAUGUCACAGCAACCACUCGCAAUGGAUCUCGCAUCGGGCAACUAGAGGCUUUAGGGGUGGAAAACGUGAUCAUUGAGGAUCGCGAGCUUUCGCAGCGAAGCCCAGACAGAUUCGAUGCCGUGUUAGAACUCAUCGGGAACAGCACCAUUCUUGAUUCCCUCAAAAUGGUACACCGGGGCGGCAGGGUUUGUCUAGCCGGUUUCUUAGGUGGCCUUGAUCCGGUCCCUGAUUUCAAUCCUCUCCUCCAGAUGGCAAGUGGGGUGCACUUUAGCUUUUUCGGAAGUUUCGUGUUUGGGACGCCGGAAUUCCCAGUUUCUGAUGUCCCUCUGCAGGACAUUGUCACGAUGGCUGCAGGCGACCGGAUCAAUGCUAAGCCAUGGAAGACAUUCCAGUUUAAGGAUAUUCAAGAAGCGCAUCGCUUGAUGGAGAAAGGGGAAGCCCAUGGAAAAAUGGUCGUGGUUGUAGAUUAA
Messenger RNA from Penicillium atrosanguineum, 978 nucleotides. RefSeq lists its product as uncharacterized. NCBI's taxonomy places the organism in Eukaryota, Fungi, Ascomycota, Eurotiomycetes, Eurotiales, Aspergillaceae. The transcript has a single exon. Bases 1 to 978 code for a protein of 325 amino acids. Gene Ontology annotation, molecular function: oxidoreductase activity. The record is from RefSeq and is a predicted model, not a curated record.